GCGGAUGAAGCGAAAAAGAAGGAAGAGGCCGAGAAGGCUCGAGCAGAAGCCGAAGCCCAGAAGAAGGCUGAGGCUGAGGCCAGAAAGGCGGCGGAAGCCAAAAAGAAGGAAGAGGCUGAGAAGGCUCGAGCAGAAGCCGAAGCCCAGAAGAAGGCUGAGGCAGAGGCCAAGAAGGCAGAGGAAGCCAAAAAGAAGGAAGAAGCUGAGAAGGCGCGGGCAGAGGCCGAAGCCAAGAAGAAGGCGGAUGAAGAGAAGAAGAAGGCUGAGGCUGAGGCCAAGCGCAAGGCAGAGGCGGAGGCUGUCAAGGCCAAGAAGGCCGCUGAGGAGAAGGCAGCCGCAGAAGCCAAAAAGGCCAGAGAAGAGAAGGCUGCAGCUGAGGCCAAAAAAGCCGCAGAUGAGAAAGCAGCUGCAGAAGCAAAGAAGGCAGCGGAAGAAAAGGCAAAGGCCGCUGCUGAGGCUGCUAAGAAGGCCCCUCGCAGCGCCAGUGCACCAGCAAAGGCGAAGAAGCCUGCGGAUGUGGCGCUGGCCGAGUCUUCGACCAAGAGGUUGAAGGUCAAAGACCAGCAGUACAAGGCGCUGCAAGCCAUCGAGGCGAAGAAGAAGGAUGCUGAGGCGAAAGACAAGGAGCUCGCAAAUCAGAUCUCCAACCUCGACGGCAAGAUUAAGAGAGCGAAUGAAGAGUACAAGAAGGCUAAGGGCAGUGCCAAGGAUGCCAAGCUCAAGGAGCUUGCAAGUCUCCGAGAUGAGAAGGUGGUUGCCGAGAAGAGCAGGAAGACCACACAGGCUGCGCUGGUGGAGGAGAAGCGAGCCGUCAACACUGCCAAGAAGGACCUCGAGACCGCAGAGAAGAGCAUUGAGAGCUCGAAGAAGGAAGUCAAGACAGAGCUCCAGUCACUGCGCUCCAACGCGCGACCCAAGCUGGAGAAGACUGUGAAUGAGACUAAGAAGAAGGCAGAGGAAGCCAAGAAGCAGCAGUCCGAUGCUGCUGCGCGCUUCUCGAACCUCCAGUCCAAGCAGAAGGAGCAGGCUUCUCGGGCGAAGUCCGCUGAAGGCCGACUGCAGACGGAGCUUGCUCAGGCCAAGCAAGCCGUCGAAAAGGCUGCUCCCGGCAACAUCUUCAGCUCGCCAAAGAGAGAUGCCAAGAAGCUGGCCGUCAAGAAGCAACGUGAGCUCAAGAAGACCUUGGAGGCAGACAAGAAGGAGAGCGCAGACAUUGCCAGGAACCUGCAAGACGCCACGAAGAGCAAGAGCUCGACAGAGAACCAGGCCGCAGAUGCUGCCUCCAAGCUCGCAAAAGCCGAGGCCGACUUGUCCGUGGAGAAGCAGUCCGAAGAUGCCCUGCAGGGGGCGAUCAACCAGCUUGAGCCGAAGUUAUUCUUCGGCUUGUUCUGA
This is a messenger RNA of Symbiodinium pilosum, 1392 nucleotides long. The record is from the annotation of a GenBank genome assembly. NCBI's taxonomy places the organism in Eukaryota, Dinophyceae, Suessiales, Symbiodiniaceae.